AUGGCUGGCGUUGCGAAAAUUCCCUACACCCAAAACUGGCAGAGUGACCUGAACUCUCGUCUUUCAGACAACUGUAAGCCUUCAAAGAGGAAUCUUAGAACCACUUUCUCCCAUAGAAAUGAAAGUUCACUUCCAUGCUUUCUGUACAAUACAGAAAUAGAGGAGAGUGAGAAAGAACCUAUUUACCCAAGAGACCAUGAUCAUGGUGACCUGGAGGGGGAGGACACUGUGGAGAUGGUGAUAUGGUUGCGGGACAGGACAGGCCUUCACUUGGAACUACAAGGCAAUGGUCACCAGGCAAAAGUCUCAGAACUUUUUCAGAAGAUACAGGAGUCGCGCAACCUGCCAGAAAACGCUCAUACAAUUUUUUCAUUGUGGAUGGUGUCACCCUUAUUAGAAUUUCGACUGAAAGAUGACCAUCAGCCAUUUGAAAUUGCUCAACUCUGGGACAGGUUUUGUUUGGAGUAUGCAGAUAGCUCAAUGGAUGAUAUUGCCAGAGAUGAACCUGUUGUGAUGGUCCAGAGGAAUGUUUUUCUGUCACGGAAGGAUGAGAAACUUCUCUGGGACACAGCACCAGAGGAAGUGAUGUCACUCCUGUACCAUGAGGCUAAAUACAAUAUCAUCAGAGGACGUUAUCUCUUAUCGGACAGUGAUUAUGACAAUUUGGCAGGGAUCCAGGCUCUUUUGGAAAAAGGACCUUUCACUAGAGAUUUAGAAUCUUACAAGGAUGACCUCAAGAACUACUACCCUCAUCAUCUGUGUAAGAACAAGAAGUUACGAGGACGGAAAGCAGUCACAGCUGAGCGCCUUAAAGAAGCUCAUCAGUUGGCAUUUAGCAAUACUGGGGACAUGACGAAACAACAGCUUUGCGGCCAGUAUCUAACCAUCUGUGCAAAAUAUCCUUUCUAUGGAGGUGCAUUCUUUGAUGCUGUCCUUCAGAAGCCAACAGGAAACAUCAGUAGCAUGGUCAAUCGAUCUCUUGCACGAGGGUUCCCUGAAAGGGACGUCACUGUGACGAUCAAUACAGAGGGCAUCUGUGUGAUUGAUGAUCAGGAAAAGGAGGUUUUGCUGACUGUGCCUUAUGAACAAUUGUCCUGGGAUUAUGUGAAUAGACGGGAAGGUAGCAAAAUGCCAACUCUGUAUAUUCAGUUUCUUACGAAGGCAGACGAAUCCACUCGUGUCCUGCAGAUUUAUUCUAAACAGGCUCCCUUUAUGGAUGCACUGGUGGACACCUGUGUAAGGAAGAAACAAGAUGAACAAUCCUAUGACAAAUCAGAAGAUAAAAAUGAGACUUUCUGUUAUGGUAUAUGCAACAAACUUGACCGUUUGUGUCUGAAGAAGUACUCUCUGACUGGUCAGAGUAUGGAUAACUGAACAGACUGGUCAUUAACCAUCAAGGAGGAAGUGCCAGAGCAAAGUUUUUUAAAGGAUGGAUUGAAUUUGGGAAAAGAAUUAAUUAACUUAUAAAACACAUCUCAGAAACAUGACAUUAAAUGGCAAAGUAGUCUAUUUUGUUGUGAAUAUAGACUUACCAGGGACUCAGAAUUUACCAUUGAUAAGCUUAUUGUGUCCUGUACCUCAGUAGGAGGAAUUGGGAAGACAAUGCCUUUAGCAGAAAUGAUUGCUAGUGUUUCUGCAUGAACCUGGAGCUAGGUUUAGUAGGAAGCAUGUUGUCAUGUUUUAUGGAACAGGUUCUUUUUUUCCCUGUCAACAACGAGUUACUGAUGUUAUCAUAAUGAUGUGUUAUUGCAACAUCCCACUGCUAUCACUGAUGUUAUCAUAAUGAUGUGUUAUUGUAACACCCCACUGCUAUCACUGAUGUUAUCAUAAUGAUGUGUUAUUGUAACACCCCACUGCUAUCACUGAUGUUAUCAUAAUGAUGUGUUAUUGCAACAUCCCACUGCUAUCACUGAUGUUCAGUAAUAAAUCCUACACUACAGUGUUGUGACAAGGAGACAGUUAUAAGUUUGAUGUUCAGUAAUAAAUCCUACACUACAGUGUUGUGACAAGGAGACAGUUAUAAGUUUGAUGUUCAGUAAUAAAUCAUACACUUCAGUGUUGUGACAAGGAGACAGUUAUAAGUUUGAUGUUCAGUAAUAAAUCCUACAUUUCAGUGUUGUGACAAGGAGACAGUUAUAAGUUUGAUGUUCAGUAAUAAAUCAUACACUUCAGUGUUGUGACAAGGAGACAGUUAUAAGUUUGAUGUUCAGUAAUAAAUCCUACAUUUCAGUGUUGUGACAAGGAGACAGUUAUAAGUUUGAUGGUUAAAUUAAAUGUCAUACAUAAACCUUUAAACACUUGGUAAUGAAUCCAACAGUUCUUAUUAAAUAAAAUCUGCAGUAACACCAUCUAGGAUUGCAUUUGAUGCUUGAAUGGCAAUAUGUUGCAUACCAUUAUAAGUGUUAAAGAGGCUGCAUUUCAUUGCUUAUAUUUCUUGACCUUCAAAACAGCCAACUUUAAGGAAUUUCCAUGGUGGAGAUUAUGUUUGUUCAAAGGGUCUUAAGAACAAAACUGAUUUUAUCUUAAAUUAAGAUAUUUCAGUUUUUCUUUCUGGUUAAUGAAUUGGAUUUUGUAAUACAAUGUAGUUUAUGUCUUCGGCCAAAAAGCCUCGAGCUCACUCCUAAACAGGUGUGGUUUGCGAGUAUGUUUUAACAAAUACAGUAGGUUUUUGCUGCUCAUGAGAUGUUUCAGAACACUGAACACUUUUGGUUGUAAAACAAUUGUUUGUAAUUGUGCUUGUUAUUGGUUUGUAGUGAUUUGUUGCCAGGUUUAAUGAUGAUAUUGGACAGAGAUAAGAAUACUAACCAUUGUUUGUCAUUUUUAUGAUACAGGUUGUACUGCUGUAGGUAUAUUUACUGUUUGUAAUGAUUGUAGUUUUAUUGCCAGCUUGUGUUUUGUCUUAUGAUAUCAACAUAGUUUUAGCUUCCAUAUAUGUGCCAUUUUACAGUCCAUUUAUAAAUAUAUUGGUAUUUUACAUAAUAUUUAUAGAGAAUAUUAUUAUACAAAUCUUAUAAUUAUAACAUUUAUCCUUUUACUACAUUGGCUCUAUCCUAUGAUUUAAAUGAUCCUUGUAGAUUUCUUCACAUUUGUGCCUUGAAAGUAUUCUUUGUCACAGUACUGUAUUAAAUUGAGAAACAUUUUUGUAUAUAAGGCAAGGUUAGUAAACUUUGGUGUAUAUGAGACCAGGUUAGUAAACUUUGGUGUAUACAAGACAAGGUUAGUAAACUUUGGUGUAUACGAAACCAGGUUAGUAAACUAUGGUGUAUAUGAUACCAGGUUAAUAAAUUUUGGUGUAUACGAAACCAGGUUAAUAAACAUUUUUGUAUAUAAGGCAAGGUUAGUAAACUUUGGUGUAUAUGAGACCUGCUUAGUAAACUUUGGUGUAUACGAGACCAGGUUAGUAAACUUUGGUGUUUACGAGACCAGGUUAGUAAACUUAUCUUACUAAACAUACACAUUGUACAGUAUUUACUUAUAAAUGUAGUAUCAGAGGUAGUAUUUUAUGUUUUUAUUGUUGUGUAACAUUUCUCGUAAGAUCACAACUCAAUGUUUUAAUACCGGUAUUUCACAUUGUGUAUUUGAUUCAUUUAUUCUGAAAUGAAGUCAUUUCCACAUUGUUUUUCCAGUUCUUAACCAUUAUUGCUAUUGCUAUGCCAACAUUCCAAUCUGUUUGCCAAAUUGAUUUCUAUUUUAACAUUGUUUCCAGGAAUGUUGACUGUAUCAGAUAUACAUUGUUUACAACAAGUGCUUUUACAACAUGAUAUGAUACAUCAACUCAUUUAUAGGGGUGACUUUUGAUGACAUCAUCAGCACAUUUAAAGUGACAACAUUAAAUGACACCAUAAGCUCAUUUAUAGGGGUGACUUUUGAUGACAUCAUCAGCACAUUUAAAGUGACAACAUUAAAUGACACCAUAAGCUCAUUUA
This is a messenger RNA of Ylistrum balloti, 3926 nucleotides long. RefSeq names its product putative FERM domain-containing protein FRMD8P1. Lineage: Eukaryota; Metazoa; Mollusca; Bivalvia; Pectinida; Pectinidae. The coding region runs from base 1 to 1374 and encodes 457 amino acids. Gene Ontology annotation, cellular component: plasma membrane; cytoskeleton. Gene Ontology annotation, biological process: negative regulation of canonical Wnt signaling pathway. The transcript has 12 exons. The record is from RefSeq and is a predicted model, not a curated record.